Messenger RNA from Cucumis sativus (cucumber), 1875 nucleotides. Its product is annotated as F-box protein SKIP1. The transcript is spliced from 2 exons. NCBI's taxonomy places the organism in Eukaryota, Viridiplantae, Streptophyta, Magnoliopsida, Cucurbitales, Cucurbitaceae. Gene Ontology annotation, molecular function: protein binding. The record is from RefSeq and is a predicted model, not a curated record. Bases 685 to 1584 code for a protein of 299 amino acids.
GUUUCUGUUUUAUGAUUUUCAUUCCCUUUUUUGCGUUCGACAUAGAUAUGUUUUCUGCUGCUUUUCUUCCCAGUCCUCCUUCCCACUCAUACAUAUAUACCUUUUCAUAAAUUGAAAAUGAAGUCAUAUAGUUCGCUUCUCCUCGUAAUGUUGUGCGGUUUCUUUCUUGUUUUUUUUGCAAUUGAGAAUGGAAGAGCAUAUGUCCUCUAGCUCCAAUGAGUGGGUAAUUUGUAUGUAGAAUUGAAGAAUAAUUGAAAAGGAUUGAGAAUUCAAAUGGGGAAUCGAAGAAAAAUGUCUAUGAUUGAUGAUUUCAAUUGCAACCUGACGAGAGAGAUUAGAAAGAUAUAUGAGGGGUUUGGUUAUAGUUAUUUUGGAGAGUUGAGUGGGUAGUUAUUCUAAGAGAGAAUAAUUAGGAAAGUUGAUUAAAAUAACGAGGUGAAAAAUACAAAUUGAGAAAUGCGAGAUAAUAGGAAUAACACCAUCCACGUAGUUGAAAAUGGUUUUUGCAACUUUUUCGAUUAAGAAAAGGGUCGGUUGAGACUAUCUCCAUUCUCACGCCAAAUGAUCGGAUUGCGCUUUUGCUUCUACUCCGCGCAUCUCAACGAAAACUCCAAACGAAAAGAAAAAUAAAAACCUCUAUUUCCUUUCUUCAUUCCUAAAUUUAUUUCCAAGGUCACCCAAAAAAUGGCGGAGCCGUCACCAUGGGCGGAGCUGACUCACGAGUGUCUAACCAACAUCCUCUCCCGUCUAACCAUGGAGCAGCGGUGGCGCGGCCCUAUGCUCGUUUGCAAACACUGGUUCCGUGCCGCCACGGAUCCUUCUCUUUUUUCACACUUCGAUCUCGAAAAAAGGUUCGAGUCUGCCCCCACCGAGCUUCCGGCCUGGUGGUUGCCGGAGUUCGAGACCAAAAUUGAUUCCAUGCUCCGAUCUGCCGUCCGUUGGAGCCUUGGAUCUCUUUCAGUUAUUCGGAUUAGACACUGCUCCGAUUCUUCUCUCGAUUUAGUCGCUCAAGGAUGCCCAAACCUUGAGGUUCUUUCCAUCAAGAGCUGCGCCAAUGUUACUGAUAGAUCAAUGGCUAAGAUUGCUUUUGGCUGCCAAAAGCUCCGGGAAGUAGAUAUCAGCUACUGUCACGAAAUCUCAAACGUGUCUUUGGCAUUAAUCGGCAGGCAUUGUCCAAAUAUCAAGACUCUAAAACGAAACUUUUUUAACAAUCUAGAUCCUUCCCAACAUAAGGGAAUUGUCCCUGACAAUUAUCUAGAUGCCCGCCCACAAGAUGUGGAUUCAGAAGCUGCCGCUAUUGCAAAAUUCAUGCACAACUUGGAGUACCUUGAACUCGGUUUCUCUAAACUAUCAGCUAAAGCUCUAACUUUGAUCUGUGAAGGAUGUCCUAACCUCAAGUACUUGGAUCUGUUUGGGUGUGUGAACUUGACCAGCCGAGAUAUAAUGAAUGCUACAUCAAGUUUGGAGCAUUUGGAGAUUAGGAAACCAAAUUUCUACAUUCCAAGGUCGGUCUUUCACACGGAGAGGUAUGAUCAUUGGAGGUUGUAUGAUGAGAGAUUCCAAACUGAUAUUUUCCGAAUUUGAUGAUUCUGCAAGUGCACUUUUAAUACUAUAUGUAUAGCUGCACUUAGAAACCAAGUUUAAUGUUGCUUUCCUAAGUUGUACAGUUUUUAAUUUACCUGUUCUGUUUUAUGACAGUUACAAGUCUGUAUUAUAUUUGUAACUUGUAUGGUGGACUGAUGUGGCACAAGGUUGGUACUCUUGUAGUUAUUGUUAUGGGUUUCAGGUUUCACCCUGUACAUCUCUAAUCUCUUAAUAUGCUAAUGAUGGGACAAUUCACAUGAUAUUACAACAUUUAGAAAAUUAAUUUCUAAA